Molecule: messenger RNA, 4841 nt
Organism: Gasterosteus aculeatus aculeatus (three-spined stickleback)
Lineage: Eukaryota; Metazoa; Chordata; Actinopteri; Perciformes; Gasterosteidae
Gene: eya3
Product: EYA transcriptional coactivator and phosphatase 3
Biological process (GO): negative regulation of extrinsic apoptotic signaling pathway in absence of ligand; multicellular organism development; cell differentiation
Cellular component (GO): nucleus
Molecular function (GO): protein tyrosine phosphatase activity
Source: RefSeq, a predicted model, not a curated record
UUCCGCACAUGCGCAAUAAGGCCAAGCAACGACAACUUCCUGCCAAAUAGUGCUCCCUAACAACAGACAAAGCUUGACACUGUGGAUUCCAUUGAAGACGCUUAAAUAAAAGCGUUUUUCGUUCACCCCUUCAAUGGCUCCGGAGCAGCGCUCCCGGUGCGCAGAGUAGGCUGCACGGCGCAGACAUGUCCGCUCGCUCCGCUGCACAGAUGGUCCACUCGCAGGAGAACGUCGAGCUGCCGGCAAAGAAGCUCAGGCUUGGGAAUAAAGGUGGACUGGAGGAAGAGCCCAGCAUUUUAGGUGAGGAUGGGAGCCCAGCUGCAGUGUUGGGUCCAUCGGAGCAGGACGGCUCUUACUCUGCUCUGUCCACAGCCCAGCUGGAUCCACCAGGUGAUCAGGACCCGUCUGACUCCGAGCGGGUGGCGGCAACUCGACCGUGCGGAGACUCUAUGGACUCGUAUGCGCAUUCUGCAGCGGACUCGACGGGGACUUCUGAGUACACCCAACAGGUUUAUCAGGGAAGCGACCCGGCAGUGACUUCGUACACCGGCCAGGUGGCCUACCCCCCGCUGGCCCAGUCCACCGUGUACUCGGCCUUCCCCCAGACGGGCCAGACGUAUGGCCUCCCGCCCUUUGGUGCUAUGUGGCCAGGCAUUAAAACUGAGACAGGGCAGCCUGAGGCGCCCUCUGGUGGCCAGCCUGGGUUUCUCAGCUUCAGCGCCGCAUACACCUCAACCCAGCCAGCCCAGCUGCACUACUCAUACCAAGGCUCAAGCUUCACCACAUCCAGUGUGUACUCCAGCAUCCCGUCCGCUGCGGCGGCCACCACAACCUCCACCACAGCGGCACACCAGGAAUUUAGCGGCUACAACUCUCUGGGCCAGAAUCAGUUCUCUCAGUACUACACUCUGCCUCCCAGCUACGUCCCUGCCGCGCUGCCCAGCAGUGACGACCACGGCGCCGGCGUGGGAGCAGCCGGAUAUUCAGCUGUGAAGUCCGAGGAGGCCGCCUCGGCCGGCCUGCCUCCCCGAGACGCGUCCCCACCAGAGAACCUCCCGGCAGGUGCCGCCCUUCCUACCAGUGUGGGCGUCCCGGCCGGAGCCAGAGAUCAGGACGAGGUUGGACGCAGGAACUCUGUCGGCAAAGCCAAAGGGAAAGGCAAGAGGUCCGACAACUCGUCGCCCGCUGACAGCGACCUGGAGCGCAUUUUUCUCUGGGAUUUGGAUGAGACCAUCAUCAUAUUCCACUCCCUGCUCACCGGCUCCUACGCACAGAAGUUUGGAAAGGACCCCGCGACGGUGCUGAACUUGGGCCUGCAGAUGGAGGAGCUGAUCUUUGAGCUGGCGGACACCCACCUUUUCUUCAACGACCUGGAGGAAUGUGAUCAAGUCCAUGUUGAGGACGUGGCCUCUGAUGACAAUGGACAGGACCUGAGUACCUACAACUUCCUGGCUGAUGGCUUUAAUGGUUCCAGCGGGGGAGGGGCUUCAGGAACCACCACGGGGGUCCAGGGAGGCGUGGAGUGGAUGCGCAAACUGGCCUUCCGCUACCGCCGGCUAAAAGAGAUCUACAGUAACUUUAAAGGGAAUGUUGGGGGCCUGUUGAGUCCCAUGAAGAGGGAGCUGCUUCUGCGGCUUCAGGCCGAGAUCGAGAGCGUCACGGACACGUGGCUCUGCACGGCGCUCAAGUCUCUGCUGCUCAUCCAGUCCAGGGGGAAGUGUAUGAACGUGUUGGUCACCACCACCCAGCUGGUUCCCGCUCUGGCGAAGGUGCUGCUGUACGGCCUGGGAGACGUCUUCCCCAUCGAGAACAUCUACAGCGCCACCAAGAUAGGGAAAGAGAGCUGCUUUGAGAGGAUCGUGUCUCGCUUCGGGAAGAAGGUGACCUAUGUGGUGAUCGGCGACGGUCGAGACGAGGAGUUCGCAGCAAAACAGCACAAUAUGCCUUUCUGGCGAAUCUCCACUCACGGCGAUCUCGUGUCCCUGCACCAAGCGCUGGAGCUGGACUUCUUGUAGAGGAGGCGGUGUGUGGAUGCCGCACACCAAAGGGAAAAGGAAAAACUACCCAGUGACAUUGUGCAAAAAGGAACCGACUCUCCCAUAUUCCCGUGUAUAGAUCCGUGUGCUGGCGGCGCACUGAGGGGAACUCUGACCGCCAAAGACAGACUGGAUGGCGAGCGAAGGUUCCUCCCGGCGCUCCCUCCUCUACGGCUCAAACUGGCACUCAUUGGGACGCAGAAGGGAAGACGUCCAAUUGUUUUAUUGCGUAGCAAAAUCUCCCGCGGUGAAAACAAUCCCUCUUCAUUUCUAUUUCAAAGGGACGUUGUUGUUUUGUUGACAUUUUCUUUUGUUGUAUAUUUUCAUUUAGGCUUCAUGUGAAAGGGAUUAGUUUUAAAAAAGCUCUCUGGGUAGUUUUUUGUAUUAAAUAAUCCCACUAUUACUCAAUAGUAACGUGUCACAACAUGACCAAAGCGCGCUCACAGUCAGCUGACCGCCGGCGCGUCGCAGCAGCCGCGUGUGUGUCCGUGGUCAGGGAGCACGUGCUGAGGCGUAACCCGCUGACUCAGCAGGUUUCCAGUCGCGGCUCCCGCCCCAACUGUGGUCCGGGUUAGUACUGGUCGUAGGAUUAGGAAGUAGUGGUUGUAGUAUUAAUAAGGCUGAGGUCCGGUUUAAUGAAAACAAUAGCUUUGUCUCAAAUCUAUUCUGCUUGUUACUUCUAUAACAGAAUGUACUGCAUAUACAUUGUCUUUUAGCAGUAACUAUGUAAAAGUACCUUUGCAGAAAGGAAUAAUUAAUGUGACUGCGAAUGUUAAACUUUACCAAAAAGUAGAAAUGCUAAAUUUCCUCAGAGGUGAUUAUAUAUAUAUUUGUGAGGACACUAUAUAGUGAAACCUCGCAUUGAAUUUGGGACCCGCUAAUCAGAUUUUGGGGUUUGGGGUUUUAAAGAGCUUCUACUUAAGCUCCAUAACCCAGCUAACAAAACUCUCACUGUCUGAAAAAUGCUGCGACACAGUUCUACAAACCCGCCUGUUCUAUGAACGUCCUGGACAUCCCAUUAGAGGAAUAACGAACUAAAGUCGAGUCGUGUAAAGUAACAGAGCUCCGCUUUACGCUGGAGACGUCCUGAAUGUUUCUGGCUUUUCCCUUUUUAGACCGAGACCCGUACGUUGGCUUUUUGUCGUCAUGUCGGAAUGUAAAUUGGAAAGUUAAAGCUACAGCGACAACAAGCUGAUGACACCAUUAUUAUUUUCUUGAUUAUUUAAUUCAUCAAUAAACCAAAUGAUUUUAUCUGCAAAUAUACUGCAGAGGAAAAGGAAUUGAAAUGUAGCUGAUUUGCGGCCUAAUCAGAAUAUCUUAUCAGAAUAUCUUUUUGAUUUUCCAAGUGUUGGAUGGUUAAAAACAAGCAUUUGAAGAUGGGGAAUUUUUUUCUUGGAAAUGCUCAGGAGGGUUUUUUGGUGUCUUUAACUUACUAAUGAGCAGCAGUCCCAAAUCCUAGAGUGAACUCUACCAGGUAUAACAAGAGAAAAAUAUUCCAAAUCUACUUUUAGUUCAGCAUUUAUGAAUGAAUUGCCUCAUCUGCUGAAAAUAUGCAGAUUUGUUUCAGACCGUUUAAUUACUUACAGCUUUGAAUUUUCAGCCACAUGAAAACACAACCUGUCUGAGGCCUAUUGCAGAAAAAUCAAAGAUGAGUGCGACACAUGACGCGUAUUUUUAAGGGGUCUUUCACGUGUACAUGCAGCGGGCGACCCAUCAGUUUACGACUCAACCGUAGAAGGUUUUGUGUUUCCUCACAUGCAGCUUGACCGUAUCAGAAUGUGUAUCUGUGUGUUUCUGUUUGUCCUGCGUAUUUAUAGCGUGACUUUAACCAUCAUCUGUAUGCAUAAUCUCAAAGGCGGCUUUUUUUGUGGUUGGCUACAUUUAUCGCUGCGUUGUUUUAUUAUCCAAAGUGCUAUUUUACUCUUUUCUUUUCUUUUUUCGUUGUCUGUUUUUUUUUUUUUUUUUUUGAAAGGCCUCCAUCUAGACAGCGACGAGGCCGUUGUGGGGCGAGCAGGUCCGUGUUGGAGGCUCCGUGUUCCAUGAGGACAGUGGAAAACACGGCUCUCCCUCACUUUGCCGCCAGAUGGCGUCUCAAAUAGUUUUGUUUUGUUCAAGAAUAGAUUUCUGGAUGUGCAGUGACAACACUUUGGGGUUCCCCCCCCAUAAAUGUACUAUAUGUCUGCUUUGUUUUAGACUUCUGCUUCCUUUUGAAAAGGAGAUUUAUUUGCUGCUGUGAAGCACCCGGAGACAUCGCUUAGAGACAAUCACCAUCUAAUGAACGUGGUCUUUUUUAAAGCAGAUCAGGUUACCGACGUGAACACGUUAGUUCUUUCUUACUGAGUAAAGUGAGUAAAAGGUAAACAGGCUCAUCUUUCAGUCCCGACACAAAGGCUGUAUGCAAUCUUUGCAUUUUCCUCUUCCUGCUUAUUGAAUGUGUUUUCUGUGUAUUUCUUUACUGCGUCUGCAUGUCAUGUCGGUUUUGAAGUAUACUAUGUCUGUUAAAUACGUUUAAGGGAAUAUAUAUAUAUUCUUUUAUGCAUCCUCUUUUUCUUUCCAAAUACUGUUGUUUUUUAAUGUGUGUUUGUUCAUUUCAUCUCCUUCAAGGACCUGUGAGCGCGCUUUCGGUCAUGCAGAGAGCCUGAAUGGAUCCUCUUGCUUGAACACUUAUCAUAAUAAUCAAUGCUAUUUAAUGACAAUAAUCACUAUUUCCCAUUCAGUAGGCUUCAGGACCUGGACAGUCCUGGACGUUUGUCCUGUGUACCCUUUUAGACCUUCGAUACAAUGUAAAUAAACCUUUUAAAAUGU